Molecule: messenger RNA, 589 nt
Organism: Trichoderma asperellum CBS 433.97
Lineage: Eukaryota; Fungi; Ascomycota; Sordariomycetes; Hypocreales; Hypocreaceae
Source: RefSeq, a predicted model, not a curated record
CUUUGACCAUAUUCAAAUCGACACAAUCAUUCCACCUUCAACGAAAAAAGACCGCAUAACACUCUACAUAUAUAAACAAUAAUGAAGGCAUCUCUCGCUCUUCUAGCGGCUACUUGUGCCAGCAGCGCUCUAGCAACGUCCCUGAGCGGCAUCGGUCCUAAUAUAGAUGAGCGUGACGUUCUUACUGGAGACUUUAAGCGCACAGGGACCUAUCCAGUAGAAGCCCAAGUUUACCCUAGACGCGAUAUUGAAGAAGAUGGCGACAUAAAUAUUCCGGAUGCAGGACAAGGAAAAGGCAAAGGUGAUGGUAAAGGAAAGGGCGAUGGCAAAGGAAAGGGCGAUGGCAAAGGAAAAGGUGAUGGCAAAGGAAAAGGUGAUGGCAAAGGAAAGGGCGAUGGAAAGGGAAAAGGUGAUGGAAAGGGUAAAGGUGACGGUAAGGGUAAAGGUGACGGUAAGGGUAAAGGCGAUGGAAAGGGUAAAGGAGAUGGGAAAGGGAAGGGGAAGGGGAAGGGGAAGGGGAAGGGGGACGGGAAGGGUGAUGGCAAGGGAAAGGGGAAUGGGAAAAGGACUUAAUCAAUUCUACAUAUAG